Molecule: messenger RNA, 870 nt
Organism: Enterobius vermicularis (human pinworm)
Lineage: Eukaryota; Metazoa; Nematoda; Chromadorea; Rhabditida; Oxyuridae
Source: the annotation of a GenBank genome assembly
AUGGAUAUGCCAACAAGUAUUGCUGAAAGUGGUUCUGAAUCCGAAGAGGAUUAUAUGUCCGAGGCAUUUAUAGCAAGUGUCUCUAACGUUCGUCCAGGACUUGCCAGAACAGUUUAUGAGCAGAGAGCACUGAGAAUUGAAGCAAGUAAACAGGAAAAUAUUCAGCGGUUGCGCAGUUUACCUCGUCUGGCUGACCUUGAAAAGGAAAAACGAGAUGAAGGAUUGGCGAAACCCGUAGGCGAAGGGUCUAAAGGCUUUGCUUUAUUGCAGAAGAUGGGUUACAAACCAGGAAUGAGUUUAGGGGUGAAACGUGAUGGAACGAAUGAAGGGAUAAAGGAGCCUAUUGGAGUCAAUAUAAAAACUGGUCGUACUGGUCUGGGACAUGAAAAAGAAGAAGAGUCGAAAAAGAAAUUUCAAGCUGAAUUGCUCCUCAAAGCUUCUUUGGCAAGGUCGAAGGCCAAUGUACAUAGUGAUUUUCGAAAAAGAAAGCGUGCUGCCAAAAUACAAAAACAAAUAUUUGCGGACCUGAUGAAAAGCAGAAAAGCAUGCGAAGACCUUGAUGUUCGAAAAGGGAUAAAAGAUCCGUUAGAGCCGGAAUUCUGGCCGAUAUACGAAUCGAAGGAUGAAGCAAACUGUUCCCAGCAUAGUAAGAGAAUACUGCUGGAUCACACGGAUAGUGAACCUAUUUUCCGCUACUCCAAUGGCAAAUUGGCUCCAUCUGAAGUUCGGUUAGAGGGUAUUACCUCUUACUUGAGAAAGGAACAUUUAUACUGUACAUGGUGUGGGUAUCAGUAUGAUUCAGUGGAUGAUAUGGAAACUCAGUGUCCGGGGAAUACUCGUGAUGCUCACGAGAAUGACAGCGGUGACUAA